AUGGGUGGUUCUGUAGAAGCACUUUCUACCAAGACUGGUAAUGAACCCACCGAAAAAACCAUGCCUGCCAAGACCAGGUUGAAGGGUUAUCGACAAAAACUGAUGACGAUCAAAGCUAGAAUCAAGUAUCGAGAGCAUACCCUCAAAGGGUUCAAAAAACAUCUCAAGAAUGGUACGUUUCCGCAAAGAAUGAAAUCUAUAAAACCAUACCCAAAAAUGAGUUCUCCCGAAGCUCAAGCUAUCGUCAAUGCUGCCUGUGAUCAAGUGCAAAGUGUCAUUUUGGAUCAAAUGAUUCAAGAAGAAGAGAAGAAACUCUCUCAAGAUCAAGACAGUUAUCAAACUAUGAGGAAGCAACGGGAAGGUGAUCGUCAGCAGCUCAAGGCCCCUAAAAAAACCAAGAAACCUACUGUGGCUCAACUCCAGCAAGAGCUCGCAGACUUGCAGUCAAAAUAUACCCAACUUUGUAGUAAAUUAGAAAACAGUCAGUGA
This is a messenger RNA of Porites evermanni, 489 nucleotides long. The record is from the annotation of a GenBank genome assembly. Lineage: Eukaryota; Metazoa; Cnidaria; Anthozoa; Scleractinia; Poritidae.